Molecule: messenger RNA, 1100 nt
Organism: Megalops cyprinoides (Indo-Pacific tarpon)
Lineage: Eukaryota; Metazoa; Chordata; Actinopteri; Elopiformes; Megalopidae
Gene: c13h15orf61
Product: chromosome 13 C15orf61 homolog
Exons: 3
Coding region: 44-514 (156 amino acids)
Source: RefSeq, a predicted model, not a curated record
GUUCCUACUCGGACACUGAAAAUAAAGGAAGCGUUGGAAGGCAAUGACUGAGGUGCUGCGGCGGAUCCAUGGGAUUUUCCUGAAGGUUCUGCUGUUUCCAAGCGCGCUUCGUAACCCUGGGCCACGCCCCGCUGCAUCAGAGGUAUUGACAUGUCACCUGCUGCAGCGCCGGCUCCCGCCGUGGACUUCCUUCUGUGUGCGCUAUAGCGCCGUUUCCAACGACCAGUUCGGACUGUCCAACUUCAACUGGGAGGUGCCGGGUGCCAACUACCACAUCCUUAGGACGGGCUGUUUCCCAUUCAUAAAGUACCACUGCACCAAAGCACCCCCUCAGGACCUGCGUCUGGAGAACACGUUCUUCACUGCACUCAAACUCAUUAACCUGGGUAUCCCCUGUCUGGCGUACGGUGUGGGAUCGUGGCUGAUGGUGGGGGCAUCAGAGACUGUACAGACCAGUGUUGGACCUGUAACAGUUUACUUUCUGUACAAAGAGAGAGAGGGAGCACAGUAUUAACACAGACACACUAUUAUGACCAGAUACCCAUCUCCUGCAUUCCCUCCAUCCUCUGUCUUGAAGUGCAGGUUGUUAAAAGGAGGUUCCGGUGCUGUCUGUGUUACAGUGGAUUCAUGUGGAUGCCCUUAUUUUAGACCAUACCCCUUCAAGACUGUUCACAAUAAACCAUCAAGCAAGCAUUGGUAGCGUUAAGUAUGGCAGAGACAGACCUUUCAGUGUACAACACGCUGAGCUGACUGUCUGGCCCAUGUAUUAAAAAUCAGUGAUGUUAAUUCAGGGAAUCAACAUCCUGACAUGCACUGCUUAAGCUACAGAGUGUUUUGAUAUCCUGAAAUUAUCUGGAGUCCUUACAGCACCACAAAAGGGGAAAAUGCUCAGGCGCAGCCCGUCAUUAAGCAACUACCAUUACCUUAGAUUCUGUAGGAGUGGUUGAUUACAUGUUACCUUACUCUCAUUGAAUUUGCAUUUUGUUACUACAGAAUUAAUUCUGCAAGGGACAUCUCUUAGCAUAUGUUAUACACAAUGAAACAAUAUGGGCAUGUACAGUAAGGUUAUUAAAUGUAUCUUGAAACGGAAUUGUACCGCU